UGGAAACUAUUAGCCUUUAUACAUUUCGUACAUGCGCGCGACACCAGCUCGAGGUUUGCAUCUUCAUUGUCAUUUGCAGCUUAAGUCGGGACAGUCUAUUUCCCAAACCAAUAUGCCGAGCUAUAAACUCACCUAUUUUGACAUCAGAGGAAGAGGAGAAUCGACACGAUUGAUUUUCAAAGCGGCUGGGGUGGAGUUUGAAGAUAAUCGGGUGACAUUUGAAGAGUGGGGAGCUUUGAAAGCUUCGGCAGAGUUUCCAUUCGGCCAGCUACCAGUGCUUGAAGUUGAUGGAGUGGUGCUUGCUCAGUCUUUUUCCAUUGCAAGAUUUGUAGCCAAUGAAUUUGGUCUUGCCCCGUCCACCAAUUUGGACAAAGCUAAAGCAGACAUGAUUGCUGAUGGUGUUGCUGAUUUGGGUCAAAAACAUGCCACAGCUUUCCUUGAAAAAGACCCAGCUAGAAAGGCUAAGCUGGAAGAGGAAGCGAAAGUAGCUACACCAAGAUUUCUCACUUACUUUGAGAAACUUCUUAAAGCCAAUAAUGAGGGGAAAGGAUUCUUUGUUGGUGACAAGCUAACCUAUGCAGACAUCAUAUUUUUUAACAUUACAAAUGGCUUACUUGCAAAAGGAAAGAUGGAGGUUCCAGCAUUAAUCAAAGAUUUUCCUCUUUUGGCGUCUCAUUAUGAACGUGUCAUGGCGAUCCCGAACAUCAAGAACUGGCUGGAAACACGACCUGAAUCAGCGAUGUAAAAGGGAUGGUUUGUUAACGCCUGUGUUGCUGAAGCUAAAAUGUGUCUAGACAAAUGCUUCAACACUGAAAAGUUUGUUUGUGCCAAUAAAACGAACCCAAAGUCUUGGGGAUCGCGUUUU
Stylophora pistillata is the source of this 865-nucleotide messenger RNA. Its product is annotated as putative glutathione S-transferase 5. Gene Ontology annotation, molecular function: glutathione transferase activity. Gene Ontology annotation, biological process: glutathione metabolic process. Lineage: Eukaryota; Metazoa; Cnidaria; Anthozoa; Scleractinia; Pocilloporidae. The record is from RefSeq and is a predicted model, not a curated record.